Chrysemys picta bellii (western painted turtle) is the source of this 5531-nucleotide messenger RNA. The record is from RefSeq and is a predicted model, not a curated record. Lineage: Eukaryota; Metazoa; Chordata; Testudines; Emydidae.
UGCGUGUGGGUCACGUGGUGCUCUCCCUUUCCGGCCCAGCAGGCUGCCUGGCUGGGCGUAGGGAGCCACCCGCUGCCGCCCUGUGAGGAGAAGCUGCUGCCCCCGCCGCCAUCAUGCCGGUGUAUUUCCAGCGGCCCGAGAAUGCCCUGAAGCGGGCGAACGAAUUUCUUGAGGUUGGCAAGAAACAACCUGCCCUUGAUGUUCUUUAUGAUGUUAUGAAAAGCAAAAAACAUCGAACAUGGCAAAAAAUCCACGAGCCGAUUAUGCUGAAGUAUCUGGAGCUCUGCGUGGACCUCCGCAAGAGCCACCUGGCAAAGGAAGGAUUGUAUCAGUACAAGAAUAUUUGCCAGCAGGUGAACAUCAAAUCCUUGGAGGAUGUUGUUCGAGCCUAUUUGAAACUAGCUGAAGAAAAAACGGAAGCUGCCAAGGAAGAGUCCCAGCAGAUGGUGCUAGAUAUAGAAGACUUGGAUAAUAUUCAAACUCCAGAGAGUGUUCUCUUAAGUGCUGUAAGUGGGGAAGACACUCAAGAUCGUACAGAUCGGUUGCUUUUGACUCCCUGGGUUAAAUUUCUAUGGGAAUCAUACAGACAGUGUUUGGACCUUCUUCGAAACAAUUCUAGAGUGGAACGCCUCUACCAUGAUAUUGCACAGCAAGCUUUUAAGUUCUGCUUGCAGUACACUCGUAAGGCUGAGUUCCGUAAACUCUGCGAUAACCUGAGGAUGCAUUUAGGGCAGAUCCAACGCCACCAUAACCAAAGUACAGCAAUUAACCUCAGUAAUCCUGAGAGCCAGUCUAUGCACUUGGAGACAAGGCUUGUACAGCUGGACAGUGCUAUUAGCAUGGAAUUGUGGCAGGAAGCUUUCAAAGCAGUGGAGGAUAUUCAUGGGCUAUUCUCCUUGUCUAAGAAACCACCCAAGCCCCAGCUGAUGGCAAAUUACUAUCACAAAGUUUCCACUGUCUUCUGGAAAUCAGGAAAUGCUCUUUUCCAUGCAUCCACACUUCACCGACUGUAUCACCUGUCAAGAGAAAUGCGAAAGAAUCUCACACAAGAGGAGAUGCAGAGGAUGUCAACCCGAGUCCUUUUGGCUACUUUGUCAAUUCCUAUAACUCCUGAGCGAACUGAUAUUGCUCGUCUUCUGGAUAUGGAUGGUAUCAUCGUUGAAAAGCAGCGACGUCUGGCCACGCUGCUGGGCCUCCAGGCCCCACCUACACGCAUCAGUCUUAUUAAUGACAUGGUGAGGUUCAAUGUAGUGCAGCAUGUUGUUCCGGAGGUGAAGGAACUUUACAAUUGGCUUGAAGUAGAUUUCCACCCACUAAAGCUAUGUGAUCGUGUAACCAAGGUUCUAAACUGGGUGAGAGAUCAAGUUGAAAAGGAACCUGAAUUGCAGCUGUAUGUCCCACAUCUGCAAAACAACACCAUCCUUCGUCUUCUGCAGCAGGUGGCGCAGAUUUAUCAGACCAUCGACUUUUCUCGUUUAACUACCUUGGUUCCUUUUGUUGAUGCUUUCCAAUUAGAACGUGCUAUUGUCGAUGCAGCCAGACAUUGUGACUUGCAAGUUCGCCUUGAUCAUACGUCUCGAACGCUGAGUUUUGGAUCAGAUUUAAAUUAUUCAACUCGGGAAGAUGCCCCGCUUGGCCCUCAGCUGCAAAGUAUGCCUUCUGAGCAAAUUAGAAAUCAGCUGACUGCUAUGUCCUCUGCUCUCGCUAAGGCUCUUGAAGUCAUUAAACCGCCAAACAUAGUGCAAGAGAAGGAAGAACAACAUCAGUUAGCUGUCACUGCUUACUUAAAAAAUUCAAGGAAAGAGCAUCAGCGUAUCCUUGCUCGUCGUCAAACUAUAGAGGAGAGAAAGGAGCGUCUUGAAAGUCUAAACAUUCAGCGUGAGAAAGAAGAGUUGGAACAGCGUGAAGCUGAACUUCAAAAAGUUCGUAAAGCUGAAGAAGAGAGACUGCGCCAGGAGGCAAAAGAGAGAGAGAAGGAGCGUAUUCUGCAAGAACAUGAGCAAAUCAAAAAGAAAACUGUUCGUGAACGCUUGGAGCAGAUUAAGAAGACUGAACUGGGAGCCAAGGCAUUCAAAGAUAUUGAUAUUGAGGAUCUUGAAGAAUUGGACCCUGACUUCAUCAUGGCUAAACUUGAACAGCUGGAGAAAGAAAAGAAGGAACUCCAAGAACGUCUGAAGAAUCAGGAAAAGAAGAUUGACUAUUUUGAAAGAGCAAAGCGCUUGGAAGAAAUUCCUCUGAUAAAGACUGCCUAUGAAGAACAAAGAAUCCGAGAUAUGGACCUGUGGGAACAGCAAGAAGAAGAAAGGAUCACCACAAUGCAGCUGGAACGCGAAAAAGCCUUGGAGCAUAAGAACAGGAUGUCAAGGAUGUUGGAGGAUAAAGACUUAUUUGUAUCUAGGCUCAAGGCAGCACGACAAUCCAUUUAUCAGGAAAAACUCAAACAGUUUGAAGAAAGGUUAGCAGAAGAAAGACAUAAUCGUUUGGAGGAACGUAAGAGACAACGCAAAGAGGAGAGGCGUGUUUCUUAUUACAGAGAAAAGGAGGAGGAAGAGCAGAGAUUGCAAGAAGAAAAAAUGCUUAAAGAGCUCGAAGAGAAGGAACGUGUUGAGCGUGAAAAACGUGAGCAGGAACAGCGUGAAUACCAGGAGCGUGUCAGAAAACUAGAAGAAGUAGAGAGGAAAAAACGUCAAAGAGAGCAGGAAAUUGAAGAGAGGGAGCGUCGCAGAGAAGAGGAGAGGAGGGGUCUUGAUGACCCACUUUCAAGAAGGGAAUCUCGUUGGGGUGAUAGAGAUGCUGACAACACCUGGAGACGAACAGCUGAGCCAGAAUCUGAAUGGAGACGAGCACCACCAGAGAGGGAAUGGCGCCGUGGAGAAGGGCGUGAUGAUGAAAGACCUUUCCGAAGAGGAGAUGAUCUACUUAGACGUGGUGGUGCUGAAGAGAAAGAGCCUUCUUCCCGGGAAGCAAAUGAAGACCGAGCCCCCAAGCAGGAUGUGGAAGAGGACGGGGAACCCAGGCGGGGCAUGGACGAGGAUGGGGAACCCAGGCGGGACGAGGAUAGGGAACCCAGGCGGGAUGAGGAUGGGGAACCCAAGCGGGAUGAGGACGUGGAACCCAGGCGGGGCAUGGACGAGGAUGGGGGACCUAGGCGGGGCGUAGAUCAGGACAGAGGGAGUUGGCGCACUGCAGAUGACGACAGGGGGCCCAGGCGUGGCCUGGAUGACGACAGGGGGCCCAGGCGUGGCCUGGAUGACGACAGGGGGCCCAGGCGUGGCCUGGAUGACGACAGGGGGCCCAGGCGUGGCCUGGAUGACGACAGGGGGAAUUGGCGCACUGCAGAUGAGGAUAGGGGUCCCAGGCGCGGGCUGGAUGAGGAUAGGGGUCCCAGGCGCGGGCUGGAUGAGGAUAGGGGGCCCAGGCGUGGCCUGGAUGACGACAGGGGGCCCAGGCGUGGCCUGGAUGACGACAGGGGGCCCAGGCGUGGCCUGGAUGACAACAGGGGACCCAGGCGUGGCUUGGAUGACGACAGGGGACCCAGGCGGGGUCUGGAUGACGACAGGGGACCCAGGCGGGGUCUGGAUGAUGACAGGGGGAGUUGGCGCACUGCAGAUGAUGACAGGGGACCUAGGCGUGGUCUGGAUGACGACAGGGGACCUAGGCGGGGUCUGGAUGAUGACAGAAUUUCCAGACGAGAUGAAGACAGAGGCCCCUGGCGUAGUGCAGAUGAGGAUCGACUCUCAAGACGUGAUGAAGACAGAGGUCCAUGGCGUGGUGGGGAUGAUGACAGAGGGCCCAGGCGUGGUGAUGAUUCAAGACCUGGUCCUUGGAGACCAUUUGGUAAACCAGGUGGAUGGAGAGAACGAGAGAAAGCUCGUGAAGACAGCUGGGGACCCCCGCGAGACUCCAGACCUUCGGAAGACCGCGAGUUGGAUAGAGAUAAAGAUAUUGAUGAAAACGAAAAGGAUCGCGAGUUUGACAAAGAUCGUGACCUUGAUCGGGAUGAUCGCUUCAGACGUCCAAGGGAUGAGGCUGGCUGGAGAAGAGGACCAGCUGAGGAAGUUUCCAGCUGGAGAGAUUCAGGUCGUCGAGACGAAUGGGAUAGAGGUGGUCGUGACAUGAGAGAUGACCGGGGUGGUCGUGACCUGAGAGAUCGGCGUGCUGAUGAUAGAGAUAGAAGAGGACCUCCAAUCAGAACAGACCGUGAAGAAACGAGUUCAUGGCGGCGUGGUGACGACAGAAAAGAAGAACGUGGGGAAGAGCGUGAAACUAUCCGGCGAGCUGCUCCGGCUCCGGCUCUGGCUCCAGCUCCGGCUCCUACUCCUGUUCCUGCUGCUGCUCCCGCUGCUCCUCCUAUUUCAAAAGAUAGGGAGAGGGAUGCAGAGAGCGAGAAGGGGUCCUGGAGAACAGAAAAAGAACGAGAAUCUCUUCGUCGCACUAAAAAUGAAACAGAUGAAGAUGGAUGGACCACUGUACGACGUUAAUUCAAAAACUAAACACAGUUUAAACAGGUGUUUUAGGGUUGAUUUGAGCAAAUCCACAGAUUAUUAUAUUUGUGCUUUAUAAACAUUCGGAAUUGGUAUUCUUUGACAAAUGUUUUGAGAUAACAUAAAAGCAUGAGCCUGUAUUACUUACUCAUAUAUAGAUUGAUCAUGCACAAAACUAGCAGCAGAAGGUUGGAAAUUGAAUGCCAGUUUCUGAAGUGACAAAUGUUGCAUAUUUCACAGAUCACUUGUUGCUAAAAUAAAAAUGUGAACUCUGUAGCUAUCUUGAGCAACACUUAUAUCUCAAACUAAAACAAAUGGAUCUUUUUUUAAAAUAUAUAAUUCUUAAUUUGGAAUGGGGUAUGAUUUAUAUCACCGAACAUGCAGUUGAAAACACAUCUCACAUAAAAUGGUCACAUUAUUGAAAAGAUGGAGCUGGAUUAAUUUCCAUAAUUGGCCAAGAUCAACUAUAAAAACCCUUCCCCUACUGAGGUAUUUUUGAGGGCAAGAGGUUUUUGUGAGGUAUUUUAUCAUCUGAAUUCAGUAAGUUGUUUAAAUUUAAAUAAAUUACAAUAAACAUUCUGAACAUUAGCUACACUGGGAUAUUUUCUAUGAUUUUACUUGAAUGCAUAUGAAACCAUUUUGCAGUCGUUCUAAGAAGGAAUAUUGCUGCAGUGUGAAACAACAAAACAUCAUUAGACUUUAGAACUCAAGCGUUAUGGUCCACAUACUGCUGAGUAUUUUGUUUUGCCAAUAGCAUAACUGCUUAUUCCAUUACUGGAUAAUUCAUGCCUUUCAAGCAUUUAUAAAUAUUGUCAUAUUUAAAAUGUGUGGUUUUGGAGGAAUUGUUCAGAUUUUUUUCCCCAACUUUGUCUUCAGGGUAAAUGCUUUCCUUUUCAACAAGUGCUUUGUAGUAAUGGCUGUGUUGACUGACUUCAAUUUUGGGGUGCAGUAACAAUGUUAAUCAUUAACUAUCUGGUCUUAUUGAAGCCAACACAGAAUUUGCUGCUGUGUUUCUCUUCAGUGAUAAAUAAACAACUUAUAGAAUUA